Molecule: messenger RNA, 3147 nt
Organism: Exophiala oligosperma
Lineage: Eukaryota; Fungi; Ascomycota; Eurotiomycetes; Chaetothyriales; Herpotrichiellaceae
Exons: 2
Coding region: 1-3147 (1048 amino acids)
Molecular function (GO): ATP binding; ATP-dependent chromatin remodeler activity
Source: RefSeq, a predicted model, not a curated record
AUGGCUUCGGAGAACGUUGACGAUGACAUGGCCCUCGACGAUGUUGCGGCAUUGAUUACUUUCAACGAGAACAAUGCCUCUUUCAACGCCGAUGUCGUCAAUAUCGAUGGCCUGAAUUGGGAUGCUGAGCUUGAUGAGGAUUCCAAGGCCGCUCUCAAGGAAAACGAGACCAGCAAGGCCAAUUUUGCACGCCUCGAAGAAGAAUUUCAAGGUAAGAAAGCUCUAGGAACCACCACUGAGGAAGACGAGAUUCGGUAUGCUGCUGCCAAACACGCAGAGCAGCAGCGUAUCAAGGAUUUCGAGCGGAGCCAGAUGGAGAUAGAAGAGCCUGUGAAAGUAGCAGAUCAACCCCCAGAAGAUGAGGAGGAUAGCCUCUUCAUUCCCGAGGUCCCUGAGCGACCCGAGCCGCCCCAACGGAAAAAGCGAGCAGCAGCAAAGCCUAAAAAUCGUCUCACUGCGAAAGAGAAAAAUGAGGCCAUGUCUGCUGGAUUAGAUCGUUUGGAAAGUGGCAAACCUAAGAGGAAGAAAACCCAGGACAAGAGUGCAGAACCGCGAAAGAGGAAGCGACCAGCAGCUAAUCAGAAGCGACGAAGACCCACCUUGAACAAUCUUCAAGGCUUAGGAUCAACCAAUAUCAUUGGACCUGCUCAGGCCAAUGCAGAGAGACCGGACAUGCCAACCUUUACUUCGAAAGACAAAAGCAAGGCUCUCCAGGAACUACUUGCAAGUAUCCCAAAUUCUGAACAGCGUCUACACUCAUCCGAGAAAAAUGCCAUCCUCGAAGCAUCCAAGAAAUUCAAUGGUCAAGGUGCUAUCCGAUCAGAUGGCCAAGGAGGCUGGAAGCUCCGAGGCAUGGAGUCUUCUUUAUACCAUCAUCAACUACUGGGUGCGGCUUUCCUACGUGAUCGCGAACAUAGCAAUACCCGGCCACAUGGCGGUUUAGUCUGCGACGAAAUGGGAUUUGGAAAGACCAUACAGAUGAUUGCCAAUAUUCUCACUGGUAAGCCAGAAAAUGGCAGCGCAGUGAAGACAACGUUGAUCGUGGCACCGCCUUCUCUCGUCAAUCAGUGGAUGGCUGAGAUGGAUAAACACGUCAAAGAUCGAGCGCUUGGCCGGAUUCUUCGUUACCACAACGGCUCCCGUCUUAUGAGCAACGAUGUUGUGGCUGACCUAGCAACCUACGACAUAGUUCUCACGACGUAUGGAGAAGUCCAGAAAAGUUACCCUAUGAUCGAGCCGCCGAAGCAUCUAUCUUCAGAGACCAAGAAGAAUGAGUGGUGGAAAGACUUCUAUGUCAACAACUGUGGACCUCUACACAAGAUGAAGUUUCAUCGUAUUGUUCUCGAUGAGGCUCACGCCAUCAAGAACCACAACUCCAAAACCUCGAUUGCUGUCCGAGGUCUGACUGGAAAAUUUCGAUGGGCUAUUACAGGAACACCCAUCCUGAACUAUAUUGAGGAGUUAUUUCCAUACUUCUCAUUCCUUCGAGUUCCACACACGGGUGAUUACAAUACCUUUUGUCAUAACUAUUGCAACAAUCGCUCCAAUCGUGAGCCGGUCAACAUGGAACGGAUUCACAAUAUCCUCCGCGCCAUAAUGCUCAGACGUACGCAUGUCGACAGUCUAUUCAAUGCGCCGAUCGUCAAGUUACCUGGGAUUUCACAUGUCACGCAUGAGGUGGAGUUCAACUCCAUCGAGCGCGCCAUCUACUCAAUGGUCAAGCGCCGCUAUGCACAACAGAUCAACACCUUCUCAUCUUCCGGCAAUCUAACAGCCAAUUACAGCAACAUCUUGAGUAUGAUCUUGCGACUUAGAAUGCUCUGCUCUCAUAUUUUUCUCUGUCAGGAGACCCUCAAGGAGAUGUUUGUGGUCGCUGACAUCGAAAACCUCUGGCAACUAACACAGAAGGAAGUCGAAACGGUGGAUAAAGGCAUUCAGCGCUCCUCGGACACCUUCAUCGCCCUCCGAAAGAUGCUCCAUUCAAAGGACAAGACAAUCACAACAUGCCAGACACGGGAAGGCGAUGCAUCCAGUCCGAUAGAUAUUUCGGACAUCGACAAUCAGGAAGACGUCAGUACUGGCGCUUCGUUCGGUCUCACUUUCAAGUUUCGACGCUUCCUCCGUGAACUGAGUAAGAGCACCACCUGGGCCGAGCUUCACGCCCGUUCCAAUUGCGCCAAAUGCGGUCAGCAACCCGAUGAGCCAAUGUGUACAUCAUGCUUCCAUGUAUACUGCAUAGAAUGCCUUGCACAACUGAGACUGGAGCAAAGAGACGAGCUUAAGGUUGCUUGUCUCGAAUGUGGCACUUCCUUUGAAGAGACCUCGCCAUGUUCUGGCUUGAAGGAACUUGGCUUCAACUCCGGCCCCGUCGUAGAAAAAGUUGAGAGAAUCAAGGAGAAACGUAUGGCAGCAGCCAAGGGACGCAGAGGUACAAGUCAGUCUCAGUAUGGUGAUGAUGAGGAAGACCCGGGCAAGGAAUCUAGCGACUGGAUUGAAUUCGGCCAAGUUCUUCCUUCAGCCAAGCUCACGGCCACGAAAGCAGCGAUCCUCAACUGGCGGGAAAAGAACGAGUCGGACAAGAUCAUCAUCUACACGCAGUUUCUUGGCCUCUGUCGCAUUCUCGCGCGCAUGUGCGAGGCCGAAGGAUGGGGUUACGUCAACUUCAACGGUAAAAUGACCCUGGAGGCACGAGAAAAGGCCAUUGACAAGUUUCGGGACAAGCCCGAGGUCUGCAUCAUGAUUUGCUCACUCAAGGCCGGCGGCAUAGGUCUCAACCUCACCAUGGCGUCCAAGGUCAUCAUUCUCGACCUCUGGUUCAACAGUUCGGUCGAGGCACAGGCGUACUGUCGCGCUUUCCGCAUCGGACAGCAGAACAAAGUCGAGGUCCUCCGCUUCGUAGUCAAGAAUUCCAUUGACGAGGAUCUCGUCAAGAUGCAAGAUCGCAAGGACAUUGAAGUCAGCGGUGCGAUCGGACCCGAGAGUCACGGCAAACGCGCGACGGUGCGUCAACUGUUGGAGUUGUUUGGCAGCGUGAAAGAGGGCGAAGGACAGAACGAAUUCAUUCUCGUGGAGGAUGAAGAGGAUGAUGAAAAUGACGAUGACGACGGAGCCGAUGCGACUAAACGGUUACCACCGCGACCUUUCUAG